AUGACUGAUAUCCGCCGUCUGACAAUCCUUGCUUCAGUGUUGCCAGCGUUCGGCCAGGAGCUCAUGGCCGGCUCUGAUUUCCUGGAUACAAUUUCGGAAGCAUACAAGUCAAAAGGUACCCGGGAAGAGUUUCGCAAGAUUCUUGUUGCCAACAUUUACGUCGGGCUUGUCUCUUUAUUGAAGGAUCCCGUGAAUCUGUCUUCGUUUUUGGAUCAGCUGUUUAGCCUCAAAGCCGCUGCUCGAGUAGGAGCACCGAAAAUGAAGAAGGAAGCGACUCUACUCUCAGAUAUCAUCUGCAGCUCGGACUUGCUUAUUCGGCUGGAGAAGUAUCUGAGCACUCACCCCCAGAAACGGGGCCAGGACCUCCUUGCCAGCUUGCGCACCUAUCAGGUUGAAUCGAAGUCGCUACACCAUCGGUAUCAAAGACGUAAGAAAGUGGACAAAGGAAAACAGGUAUCCUCGGAUCCGAUCGUUUCAGGAGAACUUCACGCACACAGGAUGUCACUUGUCACUCAAGUGCAAGACCUCUUCCCCGAUCUUGGCUCAGCUUUUGUUGUACGGCUACUGGACUUCUAUAACAACAACCCCGAGACUGUCGUCACCCACCUUCUCGACGACUCACUUCCUUCAGAGCUCCAGGCUUUAGAUCGAUCCGUGCAACUGCCUCCCCCAGCAGAGCCUCACCAUAGCCACCUCGCACCCCAGCCAACGCCCCCCGCCAUGCCAUUCCCUAAAUUCGUACCACUCCCGACCCGUAAGAAUAUUUUCGACAAAGACGUGGACAUCGCCGAACUAAGCCGUUCCGGCGAAGCGCAAGGCAAGCUCCACUUCGGCCGUGCCGACGCAGACCAAACAGCCGACACAAUCCUCGCAGACCACAGCAAACACGCCGCAAACAAAGCAGCAAUUCUCUCCGCCCUGGCGACAUUUGACUCAGAUGAUGACGAGCGCGACGAUACCUACGACACGGCUGACGUAGGCGGUGCCAUCGAUGGAGCCACAGGUGGCGCCGACGGCGAAGCCGACCCAGCCGAGCGCAACCGCCGCACAGCAGAUAUCGAAACAAUCCUCUUCCGGACAUACAAGUCCAAUCCAGGACUUUUCGCCCGCGACUCAGCGACCCGCCGCUCUCAACCCCGCGCGUCGCUGAAGCGCGAGACUGAAAUGACCGAUGAGGCUAUUGAGGGCUGGGCUGUCAUGCUAACGCGUGAUCCCAAGCGUCUCGCUAAACUCGAAGACCGGCUGGCUUUGGAUGCUGGCGGGUCGGCUAGUGCUGGGCCACUUAACCAGCCCGAGUUGCGUGCUACGUCUUACAGGAAGCCGCAGCCUCGUGAGGAUGGGGAGAAUGGUUCUGACGAAGGGGAGACCUCUGGUCAUGCUGGCUCGCGUGGUAGAGGAGGCGGUGGACGCGGUGGACGAGGGCGGGGUGGCGGCGGACGUGGGCGUGGAGGCCGUGGUGGUGGUCCUCCGUCUGGUGGCCAGGGGCAGCCAGAUAAGGAUAGUGCGGUGUCGCGACAGAGGAAGGAAGAAAAUAAGGGUAGUCGGGCAAAUCACAACCGUCGACAGCAGCACGCGAAGAAAAUGGCGCGUGGCGGUGGGUUUCCUGGCUAA
Penicillium digitatum Pd1 is the source of this 1611-nucleotide messenger RNA. RefSeq names its product ASCC2 family CUE domain-containing protein. The record is from RefSeq and is a predicted model, not a curated record. NCBI's taxonomy places the organism in Eukaryota, Fungi, Ascomycota, Eurotiomycetes, Eurotiales, Aspergillaceae. Gene Ontology annotation, molecular function: ubiquitin binding.